CUGUUGUUGAGGCCGUCUUACUGUUGAGGCAGUAGUGAUGCCUAUAAUGUCUCACAUCUUAUAGUUCUCACCAAUUGAUGCCCUCUGGAAGUGGAAGACAACAAACAUUGUAUUGAAGACAAUGGGUGACCACAACUCGGAGACCAUCUCUGAUAUACAAAACUAUUUGCAAUCGUUUAACAAAGAGAUCGGCGAAAGCGGUGACAAUGAGUCGGCUUUCUAUGCGAUCGACACACAGAAGUUGGCUCAGGGUAUAGACGAUGGCACUCUUCAGAUGCUGGCAGAACAGGCGGCCACCGGACACACGGCGAGCACAUCCGGUGCCGCCAACGACGCCGGCGGCUAUCAAACGGUGGCCAUCGUUCCCGACGGUGACAGCGGUGGCUAUGUAUUGAUAGUACAACAGCCGCAGACCAGCGAUGGCACGGAACCGGCCAUCACUACUCCCGCCACUACAACCACUCCCAAGACUAGUGCCUCGAAGUCGACCCCAAAGAGCAAACAAAUGCAAACGCGGAUCAAACGCAUCAAACAGGAGAAGAAGGACGCGUCCGAUCGACCCAACGAUAUAUCGGUCUAUGAUUUCGAUGACAUUAAUCUGCCGAACGUUCCCGAAGAGGAAGCCAUCAAUGAGUUGGAGAACACGGCGUCGUUACUCAACGACGAAGACAUGGAUGAUAUGGAUUUGGAUGUGAAGCCAAACAUCACACCGAAGGCACCCAAACGCCAGAAGAAGACACCGACGGCUGUGUCGGCCAAGAAGACGAAAGCGGCGGCCACUCCGGCCACCCCUUCUUCCAACCCUAACCAACAUAUGUGUAAUUAUUGUAAUUAUACGAGUAAUAAGAGGUACCUCUUGUCCCGACACAUGAAGUCCCACAGCGAAGAGCGUCCGCAUAAGUGUGGCAUUUGUGAGCGCGGUUUCAAGACAAUAGCGUCGCUUCAGAAUCACGUCAACACACACACCGGUGUCCGACCGCACGGAUGUAAAUACUGUGACGCGGCGUUCACCACAUCUGGAGAGCUGGUCCGACACGUCCGCUACAGACACACCCACGAGAAGCCUCACAGAUGUACUGAAUGUGAUUACGCGUCCGUCGAGUUGUCUAAACUGAAGCGACACAUGAGAUGUCACACCGGAGAGCGUCCGUAUCAGUGCCCGCAUUGCACUUAUGCCAGUCCUGACACUUACAAAUUGAAAAGACAUCUCAGAAUACACACCGGCGAGAAGCCAUACGAGUGCGAUGUAUGUCACGCCCGGUUCACACAAAGCAACUCACUUAAGGCGCAUCGACUCAUCCACAGCGGCAACAAACCAGUGUUCAAAUGCGAACUCUGUCCGACCACAUGUGGCCGUAAGACUGAUCUCCGAAUACACGUCCAAAAGCUUCACACAAGCGAUAAACUGUUGUCGUGUAAGAGAUGUGAUCAGAGUUUUCCCGAUCGCUACCACUUUAAGAUGCAUCUGAAGACACACGAGGGCGAGAAGUGCUUUAAAUGUGAUUUAUGUAAUUACGCCAGUGUUUCGGCCCGACAUCUCGAGUCUCAUAUGUUGAUACAUACCGACCAAAAACCGUUUAACUGCGAUUUAUGUGAGCAAUCGUUUCGACAAAAGCAGUUACUGAAGAGACACAAGAAUCUAUACCAUAAUCCCAAUUACAUUGCGCCGCAACCCAAGGAGAAGACACACGAGUGUCCGCAGUGUAACAAAGCGUUCAGACAUAAGGGCAAUCUGAUGAGACAUCUGGCCAUUCAUGAUCCCGACGCCUACAAAGACCAGAACAUAAACUUC
This is a messenger RNA of Medioppia subpectinata, 1792 nucleotides long. NCBI's taxonomy places the organism in Eukaryota, Metazoa, Arthropoda, Arachnida, Sarcoptiformes, Oppiidae. The record is from the annotation of a GenBank genome assembly.